Messenger RNA from Aedes albopictus (Asian tiger mosquito), 9074 nucleotides. Its product is annotated as phospholipid scramblase 2. NCBI's taxonomy places the organism in Eukaryota, Metazoa, Arthropoda, Insecta, Diptera, Culicidae. Gene Ontology annotation, molecular function: phospholipid scramblase activity. The record is from RefSeq and is a predicted model, not a curated record. Gene Ontology annotation, cellular component: plasma membrane. Bases 763 to 1428 code for a protein of 221 amino acids. The transcript has 3 exons. Gene Ontology annotation, biological process: plasma membrane phospholipid scrambling.
UACACAUCCUGGGUGGCUAUACAAUGCUCAGCUUCAUAUGUUUUGAAAAAUCUAGCAUGUAGUGUCGCUAAAAUACGCUUGGGACUGAAGCCUUUUUCUACGUGUUGGUCGAAACAAGCAUCACAUUGUAUAUCUGGCCACGUCCUUACAAUCGCUAGGAAAGGGUAGGAAUGUUAGUUUAACGUCUACUUGAAGAUACAGGGUACCCAAACUAUCUCCUAGACGUUAAGGAAAAGGAAUUUGUGUUAGUAGGGCAGCCAAUCAAUGUUUGACAAACACAAUAUUGAAGAGGAAAAAAUAAAUAAACAAAUAAAAACAGAAAUCGUUCGCAUUAAAAGCCAAAACAUUUAAAAACAGAAACAUCACAAAAACACACCAAGUUUCAAUCCAUGCUUCCACUUUAGGCAGGAAAAUAGCAAAAUUGAAACUUGAUGUGGUAGAUCUUACGCCGUAACGCAACCACCCACGGGAUAAUGGAAGUUUAAAAUUAAAAUAUAUAAACAUAAAACAAUAAUCAUAUUUUCAAAAAGUACAUCAAAUUGGGAUCGUGGAACGUUUCUACAUUAUUGCCUGAUCACUAUAGGCAGUAAAUAGUAGGAUCAAAAUUUGAUGUGGUAGAUCUUAAUCCGUAACGUACCGUUUCUAAGGUGAUCUACACACGUUACGGGGAAACAAUUUAACACGAAACACAGUUCUAGCGUAAAAAAAAAUGAUUCAGCUAAUACACUCCUCAUUGAACUUUUGUUUCAGAUCCAAUAAAAUAUGGACGGUUUAGAAAACCUAAAGCACACCGAUCAACUUCUGGUACGUCGUCACAGGGAAUCGUUGGAAAUGGAAGAGGGCCCCCCUUUGACAAACCAGUAUUUGAUAGAAAACGUGCCCGACGAAACCAUUUACCGGGCAGCAGAGGGUCCAGCAUUUUGGGCUCGUACCUGUUUCGGCCACAAUAGACCCUUUGAGUUGGCCCUGCUGGACAAUGAACGGCGAAAAGCAAUGGUGUUCCGGCGGCCUCUGUUUUACAAAUCUUGGCGAUUCCUCUGCCGACUGAAACGGAUGGAUGUCUUUGGGCCGCAUGGCGAGCACGUUGGACGAAUUCAGCAGGGUUGGUUUUUCGGAAGGCCUCGGUUCAUUGUGAUGAAUUCCUCUGGAGAGAGGAUACUACGAAUCGAAGGGCCUUGGCUGGUGUUUGAUGUGUUUGCUGAUGUGAAGUUCAAUAUUGUAACUAUGGACGGUGAAGUGGUGGGUGAAGCUGUGAAGAAGAAAACUGGAUGUACAUGUCGCGAAGAGCCCCAUCAUUUCGGAAUCACGUUUUCCAAAGAUUUGGAAGCCGCCACCAAGGCUAUACUAAUUGGUGCAUUGAUUUUGAUUGACUUUGCUGUGUUCAACAACACCAGACGAAUAGAUCUGACAACCCUUUUUUUAAUGUGAAAAAUUGAAUGGUAGCCGUUUAUAAUUGAUGCUUCCGCCAACACGAUUCGGAAAUAUACAGUAUUGGAACCAAUAACAGCAGCUACCAUGGUUUUGAAAUACUUACAUCCAUAAAACUAGCUAAACUUUCAACAUCUACAAAUGCUGAACUUCAACUAACGUUUAAGGAUCAAGCUCAUUAGAGUGGCCGCCACUAUGGCCGACUUUUGAACCUACUCACGAUUUUAUGAGCAUGGUGGCGCUAUCUGUUCAUUUUAUAGCGGCCGUUUUAGUUAUUUUAGUGAUCCAUUCUCAUGAAAACCCAAACCAGAUCUUCUUAUUUAAAGCUUAUGGCGACGGAGCAAAUCUAUCUAUAUAUAUAUAAAUGAAUUUGAAGUCCCUUUGAGGCAACAAAACUCACGAACGGCUGAACCGAUCGGGAUGACUCUUGCAUGGUUAGAUUCGUAUUCAUGGUGGCUGUGUUUAUAUGUAAAAAAAAAGUUAAGAAAAUGAACUAAAAUGUAAGAAAGUAGACAAAAUGCUGAAUUUUCAUGAGCUGGGAAGAAAAUCAACACGAUCGAAACGAAACCAAUCUAGAGUGCGGUGCUGUUUUGAGCUCAACAUUUGUCAAACCACCACAAGACGGCAAGACAAAGUUUGCCGGGACAACUAGUACAAAAUAAAAAUUACACUAUCGUAAGUUGUUUACAUCUUAAGAUUUGUGCAUUAUUGAACUGGGAUUCAAAAACGUUUGUUCUUAACUCUUUCGGUUCGCCCAAAUUGUAGUCCCUAUUAUGAGUCCAGAAAAUUCCAUGACAGCAUAGAAUUAUUCGUUUUGCUACUCCGUGAUUGACCAGAACUAUCAAAACUGCAGAGCCCAAGGAAUCAACAAACGGUUCUUGGAAGUAGCUUACCGUCCUCAAUGUGCACGAAAUUUCAAACUUUAUUUUGUCAAUAAAAGCGCCGGUUUCAGUGACCAAACUGAAACGAGUUAAUUAAUGAAAAAUAGUUGCAUAAUGUUCCCCAGGUAACCAAUAAGCAUUUGAAUAAGCCAUAUUUCUGUUUAAUAUCUGCAUUCGGCCUGCUUAUUGCCGUAUCAUAGCAGGUCGACUGCUAAACUGCCCUAUGUAAACAAUUCAAAUGUUACUAAAAAUUUGACGGCAGUUUCGUAGCAAUUUAAAUGCACGGUAUGUUUUGGUCAACAGGCAUCAUAACUGCUACUUUAUUGCCAUGAAACUGCUAACAGAGACGGGUGAUGCUAAAACCACAACACAUUUUCACUUUUUAAUUUACGUGCAACGGCUGUAGAAGUCAUCAUUAUUCGCAUGUCCAGUCAAUAAUAGAUAACAACGAAGAAAAUCAAUGGGAAAACAUGCUUUGACAACUUAAUUCCAUGAUUGGCUUCCUAUAAAAUCGAUCUUAUUAUCAGCACCUGCUGAGUUCAUAACAUAACGAAGCAACUGCCGCCGGUGUAAUACUCAUGCCCUUAAUAUUGUGGAUUUACCGGCUACUUGUAUUCUACCGGUCGCUUCAGCAUGGCCCCCAAAGUAGCCGUUUUAUAAAAAGAGUAACCUAAAAAUGUUUUUAAAUAUUUUUUUUGUAUGCGCUAUUCCUCGUUGCCACUAGCUAUUCAGCGACAUUCAUUUUUUGACAAUCAAGUUGAUUUUUAUAUGAAAACGGCUAUUUUAUAACGGCUACUCAAGUAACCGGUAGAAUACAAGUAGCCGGUAAAUCCACAAUAGAUCAAAAAUCCAACGCGCUUUAUCUGAUCAUCUAUAGCUUACCCUGUAGCGCGGUCAGGCCCGGAUUAAGGAUUGUGGGGGCCCGGGGCCCAAGCGGAUGUGGAGGCCCCUCGGAGAGAUGACCAAUUUUUUUUCCCUUAUUUUCGAACAGUACUUGAGCAAUAUGAAAAAUAAAGCUAAUGAUAGCAACCAAAAAAGGUUUUUGUGGGGGCCCCUAAAAUGUGAAAGCACCAAAAAAAAUACAGCAACAGCAGUUCAGGACGUGCCCCAAGCCUCAAAAGUUCCACAGGAGAGUGAGAAAAAAGUAGAGAAAAGGAAGCCGUAAAAUGAGCAGGGGAAAUUAUUUGUUUUUAUUUUUGACAAUCUGGGGGAUAGGAGGGAUAAGCAUUUAAUCAGCCGUAUAUUGGGUCAAAACUUGCAUUUAAUUAGCACCAAUGGCGCAUAUACACUCCCGUGCAAAAGUUUGGGGUCACCCCCUCAAAAACGUGGAAAUGUUUUUCGGUCAUAUCUCAGUCAUCUUUCAUUCAAUCCACUCGUUCUUAGACUCUAUUGAAAGAUAGAGUUAGAUUUGAUUCGUAGGUACUUUUCUCAAAUUUUAUAUGAUUUUUUUAGUAUAAAAAGUUUACCUAAACUUACAUGUUUUUACUAAAUCUGUACGAAAUAUUGUUUUCCGUUUGAUUCAAAAUUGGGUCGACCAAAUUUUAAAAUUAAUGUUGCAUUAGAAUAGGGUUACCAUAUUGUUUACACAUGAAAAGAGUACAUUCAAGAAUUCUGAUAAAAGAGUACAAAAGAGUACAGUAAUCGAGUAAAUAUUGAUUUUUUUUUCGAUUAAAUACUGUUUGACACUCUUGAAGUUUUUUAUAUUUAAAUUCCGUAAACCAUGCUUGACACCUAAAGGUAGGUAAAUUUUCAAACGAAGUGAAAAACUAAAGUCGUGUCUACUUAAUACAUCACUGGAUAGUUAUUACAGCAGUUUAUAAUCACACAUUGUUUCAGUAUGCAUGCCAACUAUUGACCAAACGAAAUACUUGUGUGUAAGUGAUUUGUUUUCAAAUUCCUUCCGUUAAGAAUUAGCGAGAACUGUCAUUUUUUUUGUUCUAGACUAAGUUAAGGUAGAAAAUGAUGAUGAUGAUGAUAUUGUUCUACCAUCUAUUGUAGCAAGGCAGCUGCCUAUAGCACUGGAAUAAUCUGAAAAGCGAUUUGAUGAAGAUUGUGCUGUUGUUAGUGGUCAGUCAUUCUCCUGUAUGAAGGGCCAAAAAGGAUUGUGCGGACCCGCAAGCAGAGACACUUGCGCGAAACCCGCUUCAGGGGAAAAGAAUCUCCUUCCAGAAGGGAGUUCUCACGAACAACUGCAAAAUCAAGCCCUCGAUUGACAGAAUACUCCCAAUAGAUGGGGUCGAAGAGCCCGCCCUCAAUCCACGAAAUGUUAACAACAAGGAGGAGGCAGUUCCAAGCUCCUGUCCAAAUCGUUUCAAUCGGGUGCCCUGAUGGUCCCUCCCUUUCCCAAUAUAUGAUGAGAUAUGUAUAUGUAAUGUAUGUCAGUGUGUGUUGUGUAUGUUUUAUUAUACAUUUGUUUGAAAAACAAUCAUAAUCAUGGUUAUUAAGCAUUUAUAAACAAAACAUUUACCUGAUUACUCCUGAAAUAAAAUGUGGAUUAGCAACAAAACAUUAAAAAAAACAAAGCACAUCAAAUCUCGAUCCUGGAAUGUCUGCUCACCACUGAUCGGCCACUUUAGGCAUGAAAACAAUAACAAGAUAGAAAUUUGAUGUGGUGGUAGAUCUUACGCCGCAACGCACCAUUCUAAGGUGAUCUACCGACGUUACGGGGCACUAAGUUAAGGUAGAAAAUGGUAUAUAAAAUCCAUACUAAAUAAGCUAAGUUCAUUAUAUAAAGUGCGAAAGAGGAUAGAGGUGAGAUAAAAAUGACUAAUUCGUGAAUUCUACCCUAUAUAACUGUAAGUGUUAAAACCACAAAUACAUCAUUACCCCAACUUUAAUUUUAAAAUUUGGUCGACCCAAUUUUAAAUUACACGGAAAACAAUUUUUCGUACAGAUUUAGGAAAAACAUGUAAGUUUAGGUAAACUUUUUAUACUAAAAAUUUCAUAUAAAGUUUAUAAAAAGUACCUACGAAUCAAAUCUAACUCCUUAUCUUUCGAUAGAGUCUGAGAACGACUGGAUUAAAUGAAAGAUGACUGAGACAUGACCGAAAAACAUUUCCAUGUUUUUGAGGGGGUGACCCCAAACUUUUGCACGGGAGUGUACAGGGGAUGGCCAAAAUGUUUGGGAUAGGCAACUUUUUUUCUCACUCAAAAAAAUUCAACAUUCUGAAACUUUUCAUAGAGUGCAUCAAAAAAUCUCAAAUUUUGACAGUUUGUCAACCUAUUAUAUGUGCAUCAUUGGUACAAAUUUGGGCUCGAUUGAAUAAUUUUUCGCGAAGUUAGAACCGUUCGGGUGAAACACUAUUUUGUAGACAUCUUAUUUUUGAACUGUCAUAUCUCGAAAACGAGUGAACCGAAUUGAAUGAUUUUUUAACGUUUAUCAACAAUAUAUUGAUACCACUAGUUUACAGCAUUUUUGAACUCGGUAAGCUGAUGAUCAUUUUUGGUGUAGAAUCAUACCCUGAGUUCGAAAACGUGAAGGAAAAAAAUUACAGUAGAGCGGAAAUUUUUUCAACUUUUCAUACAAGGUUGAUGAUUUGAAAUCGAUUUUUGUUAUAUUUUUAAGCAACGUCGCUCACUUCAAACAUCUCAUUCUUCGUGAUCAAUGCUCCGAUUGAGCUGAAUUUUUUACUGUAACUUGCCUACAUAUGAUAUGUUGAGAAAGAAUUUUUAGAUUGUUUUUUUCUCAUUGAAAAAAAAAUACAUUUCUUGAUAUAUUUUUGGAAAUUUGGCUAAAAUUUAAGAAGAUCGUCCCUGAAACUCGCCAGUAUCUUGAAUUUCAUCAAUCUGACGCAAAACCUGCAUUCAGAUGAUCAAAUGGUAUUGUAUUCAGCUUAUAAUUUAUGGAAAAAGAUUUGAAAUUGGUUGAACAAAACGCAAGAUAUUUGAAUUUUGGUAAAUUCCAUAUUUUUAAAAGUCGUAAAACUCGAUAUUGAGCUAAAACUCAAAAAUUGCUCUACUUUAUUUUUUUUAAAGUACGGUUUAGAAAACAGCACUAAAUUGUGCUUCUAAAAUUUCGGUCGUUGACAGAAGUUCACGACUUUCAUUUUAUUUUGUAAACUAGUAUACUUGAUCCGACGUUAUAAAAUGUACUAUUUUCUCACGACGAAUUAAGUUAUACCGGGUUGAAAUUUUUACCCAUAUAGAGGAAAAUAAGUCAAAUUUACAAUACCACACAAAAAUUAUUAAAUGUGUUCUUCCUUCAAUCUAAAUAGGCUCUAAUAUAUCUGAUUAAAGAUAAUUUGAGAACAGAAUUGGAAAAUCUUUGGAUAUCAACACUAAAAUUCAUUGACAUUGAUGUAAAAAAAUUACAUUUUUUCAAGAAAAAUCCAAAAAGUGUCAAUCCAUGAUAACUUUUUUCAUCAUUUAAAAAGGACCUAUGUUUUAAUAGUUUGUGAAGCAUUUACAUAUUGUUAGUAUACGUUCAAAAUUUCAUUCAAUUCGGUUCACUGGUUUCCAAGACAUGACAGCUCAAAAAUGAGUUGUCUAAAAAAUAGUGUUUUACUCGAACAGUUCUAACUUUGCGAAAUAUUAAUCAAUCAAGCCCAAAUUUGUACCAAUGAUGCACAUAUAGUAGGUUGAGAAACAGUCAAAAUUUGAGAUUUUUUGAUGCACUCUAUGGAAAGUUAUAGCAUGUUGAACUUUUUUGUGAGAGAAAAAAAAGUUGCCUAUCCCAAACAUUUUGGCCAUCCUAUGUAGGUCAGUUUAACUUAAUCAAGUGUUUACCGAGUACAGGUCGGACUCGAUUAUACGGAGUCGGAUUCUGGCGCUUCCCAAAAUAAUAUCUCGAAAACGGAAUCUUGUAAUGUGCUGAAAUUUUGAUAGAUUACUAAUCAAAGUUGGCUUGAAAAAAUAUCAAAUUUUCAGCUUGAUAGAGCUUUCCGUUUCCAAGUUACAAUGCCAUGUUUGAGAAGGAUCAGAAUCCGACUCCGGAUAAUCGAGUCUGACCUGUACUCGGAAACGCAGUUGCGUAAAAACUGGAUAAUUGCAUAUCAAAUGAAACGGUGAAAUGACAGACGAGAUUGCCAUUUCAUUUUUACUGAAAGUAGCAAACAUCGAAUAAAACGCAUAAGGCGAAACCAUAUAGGUGUUGAUAAAAGCUAAGACAUCUAGAUAGAAAUCAAACCUACCAAAAUAAAGUUCUUGGACUAAAGCUGUUAUUUUAAGCUAAAGCUUGAUCUGAACUGUCAUAACCAUAGCCACUACCCAAACUACACACUUAGAAAAAAUGACGGAUUACGGUAAAAUUUUACCGUAAUCUCAACAGCUGAAAGUACGGUAAAAAGUUCGGUGAUUUUUCAAACCACCGAACGUACUGCGAAUCUCAGGAAAGUGCAUCUGUCAAAAUUACCGGAACGUUCGGUACUUUUUACAAAUUUACCGUAAAAAUCGCAGAACGUUCGGUAUGUUUGUUUACAACUGAAUUCUCAAUAUCACUGAACGUACGGUAAAUUUUACAAAUUUACGGCGAUUUUAUGCGAGCACAAAAAAAAAACAAUAUUUUCAUAAAAAACGUCGAUGAUGAGAUUGAAUACAUGACCAUCUGAUCAGGAACCACACUUGCUGCCACUGUACAAGAGAGUCUUGCUUGGAGAUGAUGCGCAAAUUGUAAUAGAACUGAUGCUCGAAGCUGCCGGCGUGGCUGUCAAACGCAUUUUACAGUAGUACGGUAAAAUAAUCCCAUCACCGAUCUGUUCGGUAAAAUAUUCACAGGUCUCCUGUAAAUUUGUCUGAUUCCACCGGUUCUUCGGUGAUUUCUUAAAUUUCACCGAUUUUCUCCUGCAAUUUCAUCGAUUUCGCCGUAAUACUGUAGUUUGCUUGUUUACAGACCAGUUUCGGUGAUUUUUUUCACCGAAUACUGUAAUUUAUUCUAAGUGUGUAGGCAUGAUCAAACUCUAAAAUAACACCACAAGAAAAUAACAGCAGCGAUAAAAAAAAACAAUUCGGUAUCUAUUGAAGAACGCCAGAGGCGAAGGUACACAGAGGACACUGUGUAAAACGCAUACUGCGAAGAGCCCUAUAGGUGAUUAUUAAAGCUAAUAAACAACAUACUAACAAUCCUACUCUUAUUGAGCCUCGCAGUUGAGGUUUAGGAAGGAUUGAUGAUUGUCUCGGAGAAACACAAGAUCACCUGCACUAUUGCUCCGGUUAGCGCAGUAAGGGCAGAAUACUGUGGAGCAGGGAUGCCAGAUGAUUUUUUAAAAAAUCUGUAUCACUCUUUUCAAAAAUCUGUAUCCCAUACAAAAUUUUGGAGAAAAAUCUGUAUCCCAUACAAAAAUAAAAUGGCCCGUCUUUCUCAAAUAUCUGUAUUUCAUAUAAAACAGAAUCUGUAUAAAAGCUCAAAAAUCUGAUGAUGAUUAACCUUUCAAAAAUCUGUAUAAUACAGAUAAAUCUGUAUACAGGGGGUGGCCAAAAUGUUUACGAUAGGCAAUUUUUUUCCCCACAAAAAAAUUCAACAUGCUGUAACUUUUCAUAGAGUGCAUCAAAAAAUCUCAAAUUUUGACAUUUUAUCAACCUGUUAUAUGUGCCUCAUUGGUACAAAUUUAGGCUCGAUUGAAUUGUUUUUCACGAAGUUAGAACCGUUUGGGUAAAACACUAAUUUUUAGACAACUCAUUUUGAACUGCAUAUCUCGGAAACCAGUGAACCGAAUUGAAUGAUUUUUUAACGUUUAUCAACAAAGUAUUGAUACUUAAUACAACGUUUUAAAAUGUAAUAUUUUUUUCACGGCGAAUUAAGUUAUACCGGGUUGAAAUUUUUACCCAUAU